Messenger RNA from Pseudogymnoascus verrucosus, 970 nucleotides. RefSeq lists its product as uncharacterized. The coding region runs from base 335 to 970 and encodes 211 amino acids. The transcript is spliced from 2 exons. Gene Ontology annotation, biological process: endoplasmic reticulum to Golgi vesicle-mediated transport. Gene Ontology annotation, cellular component: endoplasmic reticulum membrane. NCBI's taxonomy places the organism in Eukaryota, Fungi, Ascomycota, Leotiomycetes, Thelebolales, Thelebolaceae. The record is from RefSeq and is a predicted model, not a curated record.
AGUCCCCCAAGCGAGCCCACCCCCGCCGCCAAGCUACGUAGCUCCUCCCAUCCAAUCCAAUCGCUCGCGACAUUUCCACUCGCGGCCGCGCGCGCAACGAACAUCAGGUCAGUCCAGUUUACGUCCACCUCUGCGUUCUGGUAAUCUCGACACAUACGCAUACUUCACAUCGCAAGAAUUUCUGUCGCGCGCAGCAGCAGCAGCAUACGAAUCGCGAAGGAAACGGGAGACGCAUUGAGGUUUACGAGCGCGAAAAGGAACAAUACGGUUGUUGCGGGAUUAUUGGGGAUUGAAUAAGAAGAAGGAGUAAGAGAUAGCAAGAACAACUGCCACGAUGAGUUUCCUCGGCCUCAAAACUUUCGAUGACCCCAAUCGCGCGCCUAGCUCGGGGUCAUUCGCUACAUACAUGAUCGUUGCGCCAACAUCCUUCUUCCUCGGCAUGCUCUUCUCCUCCUUCCCCUACGACUACCCUCUCCUCUGGACCUCCAGCCCCCUCCCCCCCACCUUCCUCUCGGACCUGGAAACGCACCUCCAAUUCCUUCACGCCUCCCCCCCUCUGAUCCCACGAAUCCUGCACUUCCUCAUCGUUGUCGGCUUCGCCGGUUUCCUCUUGAAACUCUUCAAACCCUCCGAAGCGAAUUUACUCUUCGAUGGCGCUAGCUUGGUCCUCUACGUCGUGGGCGUGAUCGUUUACAUCACAAACAUUAUCAAGGGAUUGAGAGUGGUGACGAAGGGGGAGUGGGACGCUGUUGUACAGGUUGCGGAUGGGGAGGAGGUGGUUGGGAGGGAGGAUAGUCUUAAGGUGCUUGCGGCGAGUAAUACGAUUCUUGCCUUAGUGCUGGUGGGUGUGCUGGUGCUGCAGGCGGGACAGUGGUAUGCGGAGCGCAGGGAGAGGGAGGAGAGGGCGCAGUUUGAGGCGAUGGAGAAGAAGGAGGGGAAGGGGAAGGGGGGUUCCAAGAAGAAGCAGUAG